AAGGGAAAAAAGAAAAACGAGCAAAUCCAAAUCCAAAUCCACCACCACCCACCCUUCCCGAGGAGAGAGAGAGAGGCUAUGACGCGCUGCGCCGUCGUCGCCGCCGUCGCGGCCGUGCUCCUCGUCGCCGGCGCGGCGGCGGCGGGGGGUGGGGAGGAGGAGGAGGCCCCGUCGACCUGCGCGCGGAGGGGCCCGGGUUUCGUCGACGCGCUCGCGUCGCGCUGCCCCUGCAUCCGGAUCGAGCCAUCCCCGCCUGUAGAGGUGAGAGGAGAGGCUAUUGCUAAAGAGUUGAACCUUCGCCACAGAGGUGUUACGUACUCCGUUCUCUUCUAUGCUGCUUGGUGUCCAUUUUCAAGCAAGUUCCGGCCAAUAUUUGAAGCUCUCAGCACUAUGUUCCCUCAGAUAUAUCACUUUACUGUUGAAGAAUCAUCUGCAAUGCCUAGUUUGUUUUCAAGAUAUGGUGUCCGUGGAUUCCCGGCCAUUCUUCUUGUAAAUGAGACUACAAUGGUACGAUACUGGGGCCCAAAAGAUCUCAGCUCUCUGGUGGACUUCUAUAAAGAAACUACAGGCUUCGAUCCAAUUGCAUAUUUUGAUGUCGAUCAUCAAGACAGUACUGGAGAUUUCAGACCAGUCACACCAGGGGACCGAUCUCUGCGUAAAAUUGCAAAAGAUGAGCCAUUUGUGUUGCUUGCGGUGCUUUUUAUCAUCCUGAAGGUUGCAGCGCAUUUCGUCCCCAUCGUCGUCUCCCAUCUGAAAACGUUCUUGGUCGUGCGUGUUCAGAACUUGAACUUAGGGAUCCGUAGGGGAUCAAGCCAACUGUUGGAACGAGCGCUGAAUGUACUUGAUGUGAAGAGGCUUUGUAGCAAGCUUAGACUGAGCAAUAAGACAAGGGACCUUAGGAAAGGCGCAAGCAAUGCUCGAGCUUGGGCUUCCUCGUUUACUUCUGUUUCACUGGGUGAAUCAUCAUCCUCACGGCAAGCUUAAGUGCUUAACCUUUUCGGGGCUGUUUGUUUAGUGUAGCUGCACAUGUGAUCCAAAGUUAUUUAAUCUUGCUUCCGCAUCCAGCUAUAUAUGAUAGUUGCUUUGUUGCGCCAUUCAGGCAUGUGGGAACCUCAUGGUCAUGUAAAUUCUGAGGGCCUCACCUUGUUGUAUACUAGGAAUACCUUUUGCGUUGCGGAUGCAAUGCCUAAUCUUGUUGUCAAGAUAACUACUGUAAAUUUGAGAUGUGUGGUGCCAGUUUGAGUAGCCUUUAGAUGAAUUUUUGUUGCUCCUGCUGCUGUAUGAAUCAUUACAGUGUUAACCUUUGAAGAACUCUUAACUUGGUCGUUGUCUGCACCAGCCUGAAGCUGGGGCCGCCGACUCAUGCCUUAUUUACUGUGAUUGUUAUAUGUACAUCACCGUUUAUAAGAAGCUAACAAAAUGUUUCUGGAA
Messenger RNA from Oryza sativa Japonica Group (Japanese rice), 1431 nucleotides. The record is from RefSeq and is a predicted model, not a curated record. Lineage: Eukaryota; Viridiplantae; Streptophyta; Magnoliopsida; Poales; Poaceae.